Molecule: messenger RNA, 1081 nt
Organism: Talpa occidentalis (Iberian mole)
Lineage: Eukaryota; Metazoa; Chordata; Mammalia; Eulipotyphla; Talpidae
Gene: NDUFS3
Product: NADH:ubiquinone oxidoreductase core subunit S3
Exons: 7
Coding region: 259-1005 (248 amino acids)
Molecular function (GO): NADH dehydrogenase (ubiquinone) activity
Source: RefSeq, a predicted model, not a curated record
AAGCUUGGUUUAAGCAACGGGGAAGGGGCGUGGAAUGUGGGAUCCAGAGUCCCCGCCCCGUCUCCUCUCUCACCCGUCCGGUUCUUUAGGGUCCUCGCCUUCUUUCCAGCCUCUGGCACACCAAACUAGGGCCGCGUUCACCUCACGGUUUCCCCACCUGCCUGCCUCGCUUUCUCACCUGCGUUCCCUCCUUUCAUUCCGAAGCCCGGAAUCCGGAACCUCUGCUUCCGACCUCGCGCCCGCCCGGAAGAAGAUCAAAUGCACACUUCCGCUUCCGUGGCCGGGCGACCCUCGGCGCUGUUGCUGCCAGUGAGGAAGGAGAGCGCCGCGGCCGACUCGCGCCCCACAGUCAGACCCCGGGAUGAUGUAGCCCACAAGCAGCUCUCAGCUUUUGGGGAAUAUGUAGCUGAAAUUCUGCCCAAGUAUGUCCAGCAAGUUCAGGUGUCUUGCUUCAAUGAGUUAGAGAUUUGCAUCCAUCCUGAUGGAGUCAUCCCGGUGCUGACUUUUCUCAGGGAUCACACUAACGCACAAUUCAAAUCCUUGGCUGACUUGACAGCAGUGGACAUUCCCACCCGGCAGAACCGUUUUGAGAUUGUUUACAACCUGCUGUCUCUGCGCUUCAACUCAAGGAUCCGUGUAAAGACCUAUACAGAUGAACUGACACCCAUUGAGUCUACUGUCUCUGUGUUCAAAGCAUCCAACUGGUAUGAGCGGGAGAUUUGGGACAUGUUUGGAGUCUUCUUUGCUAAUCACCCUGACCUACGAAGGAUCCUGACAGACUAUGGCUUUGAGGGACACCCUUUCCGGAAAGACUUUCCCCUGUCUGGCUAUGUUGAGUUACGCUAUGACGAUGAGGUGAAGAGGGUGGUGGCUGAGCCGGUGGAGUUGGCCCAGGAGUUCCGCAAGUUUGACCUGAACAGCCCUUGGGAAGCUUUCCCUGCCUAUCGCCAGCCCCCUGAGAGUCUCAAGCUUGAAGCCGGUGACAAGAAACCCGAAACCAAGUAGUUCAGGGAAAGCAUGUGACUCCUUGAAAGCAUCUUUUCUAUCAUUGCCUGUCUGUGUAAAUAAAAUCUUACUUAGA